AUCUACACCGUACCGGAAUAAAACUCCUUAAGCCUCAAGUCUAUUAAAUGAUGCAGGAGAUGAUAUCUUCUCCUUCAAAGUCUUAAACCCUAGCCGCUCAAUUCAUUCUUUCUGAAUCUCUCUCUCCAUCUUCUCUUCUUAAAGUAAAGUGCUAUAAUGGCAUUUUCUAGCAAAUUAGGAAGCCUUCUAAGGCUAAAUGGUCAAAUUCCCGCAACAUCUAUCCUUAACUCUAUUCGCUGCAUGUCGACAUCAACGAAAAAGCUCUUUAUCGGAGGCCUUUCAUUUGGAACUGAUGAUCAAACUCUUAAGGAAGCAUUUUCCGGAUUUGGUGAUGUCACAGAAGCUAAGAUUAUCAUCGAUAGAGACACUGGGAGGUCUAGGGGCUUUGGUUUUGUAAACUUUGCUCAUGAUGAAUCUGCCAGCAAUGCCUUGUCAGCCAUGGAUGGUCAGGAACUCAAUGGACGAAAUAUUCGAGUGAGUUAUGCGAAUGAAAGGCCUCCCGGACCUCGGUCGUUUGGUGGUAAUGGUGGCUUCCGUGGUGAUAGGGAUUCUGGUUACUAGGUAUUGCAUCAAAAUCUUUGCUUAUAGAUUUGAUGAUGCAGUUAAUUCGAUUUCGUUAUUGUGCUAGACUUAUGCAAACUACAUUAUGUAGUUUGUUCAAGAUUUCCUACAUGUUACAAUCUAAUAUUUAUAUUGGCAAGGUAAGCUUUUGACC
Molecule: messenger RNA, 715 nt
Organism: Hibiscus syriacus
Lineage: Eukaryota; Viridiplantae; Streptophyta; Magnoliopsida; Malvales; Malvaceae
Product: glycine-rich RNA-binding protein 2, mitochondrial-like
Exons: 5
Coding region: 157-561 (134 amino acids)
Molecular function (GO): RNA binding
Source: RefSeq, a predicted model, not a curated record